Messenger RNA from Aedes albopictus (Asian tiger mosquito), 7556 nucleotides. RefSeq lists its product as uncharacterized. The transcript has 8 exons. The record is from RefSeq and is a predicted model, not a curated record. Bases 236 to 7297 code for a protein of 2353 amino acids. Lineage: Eukaryota; Metazoa; Arthropoda; Insecta; Diptera; Culicidae.
GGUUCUUCUCGCGCACUGCACCCCAGUGAUGCAUCCCCGACCCGAAAAAAGCGAAGCGAAAACAUAAAACAGUUUGCAAAUUUGUGGUGGAUUGUUUUUGUGCAUUUAUUUUCCGUAAAAGUGAUUUGCAGCAAGAUAGCAGUGUAGAGCAUACAAUUUUGAGCUGCCUGCAAUUGUUAGUUUGAAGAAAAAUUGAUGGUUUCCCCUUCGUUUGUGCUGCAAACCGUCGGUAAACAUGAGCAGUUCGCGUCAUAAACGAUCGUCGAUUCUGAAGAAACGGCCCUCCGUUGAUCCGGCAAGUUUGGAAGGAAGUCCGUCGGAAACUACGACCACGUCAAAGGUGACCAAGCGGAUCGGAUUCAAGCCGAAAAAGUCCGUGAAAGAAUUUUUCGCUUCUGAGGAAACGGCAACGAUUUGGUGCAAUUCUUACGAAGUAUCAGCAGAUGGGACACCUCCGUGUCUGGUUGUUGCGGACGUCAGUACGAUAAAAGAUGCGUCGAAGAUUGAUUGUGCUCCUGGCUCGACAAAAACCGAUAGUUGCCAGACGAACAAUAAAGAAAAUCGUUUGUCCGCGGAAGAGCUAAGAGCCAGUUUUGGGGACAGCAGCAGCAUUUGGAAUUUGUCCAUAUCGGUCAGUGAAGAGGAAAGACGACGACUGAAAGCGGAAAAUUCAGUUCUAAAUACGACAGAUAAACUAACUCAGGAUCCAGUUUCUCUACCGAGGCCAGUUCUGCGACAGAAGCAACUGGAAGUACAGGAGGAUUCCAGCGCCAUGGACAUUAGUCCGGUAAAGUCCGAUGGCAAUAUGGCCUCCCCCAAGAAAAUACUUUACCAUCAUCCCAAACAGAACAUGUUUAUAACGAUUGCGAAUGAAAACAGACCAUCGGUGGCUUCGCCCAACGACUCGGAAAUUAAUUUCUUCGGACCACCUCCGGGAGGGAGCCAGCCAGCACAGAAACAGUCACAACCAGCGAAGAUACUUUUCCAGACAUCCAACAUUAACAAUCAGUGGCGAAAUAAGUCGAUACAGACCGAGCCGCGCGCAUCGAUGGUUGGCAACAUGCGUUCGACCGCGGUCAAUGCCGAUUUGUCCGCAGACGGCUGGAGUUCGCACGUUGCCGCAACGGAACCAUUCGGCCAGCACCGGUACACCUUCGGAACCAGUCAGUUUGAAAUAUCGGAAGCGUGGAACUCUCAUCCGGCGGCGGCUCUAAAACUGAAAAUGCUUCAGCAAGGGAAAAUAUCGGCGCAGUUUGAUCCACGGCUUUCGGAUGACGGCGGUGGCGAAGGAGGGGGAGGGGGAGAGGAUAUCGAUAGCACCCUGGCGAUUACGCAGACGGUGGCGAAAAUGUUAGGGCCCGGUUCGAGGCCAGUUUCAUUGGAGAACACCCGAGUGAUGGAGUCGGAGCCCAUGGACGUCACUACUAAUAAGGAAAACCACCCUGAUGAACCUAUGGAUACUUCUGCUAACGUUAUGGACCUUGCCGAAGAUGCAACGGUUAGCGAUGUACGCAUCCCGACUAACGCUUUGAGCAGAGCCCGGCCUUCGUUUGUUCCAAGCGCUACUCCAAUGGACGAAAGCGUUUCUCAAUCACCCGAACAAAUUGUCUCAGUCUCUGGUCAUCGGCGGAAGUCGAAGCAGCGAGCCACAUUGUUAGAAACUGUUCCAAUCGAAAAUAUUCAAGUAGAACGGGAUGGUUCACUCUUGAACCCCGGCCCAUCCCAUGAACCAUCACCCAAAAUCUCCAUCUCAUCUGGAAAUCGGAAAACUAUUGUUCAUCAUGAGAAAAUAAUCGAGGAUGAUCCCUUUCUAGGCGUUCCGCAGCUUGAGGUCAAAACUCCACCAAAGUCCAAUACGAGAAAAACUGUUUACAAUUCCAACAUGGAUCAAUCACCUGUGGCUGAACACGUAGAUAAACGUGGCCAAACUCCCAUGUUCAUGGUGGAACCCAUAAAGUUGGACUUGCCGGAAUUGAUUUUUGGUGAAAACAGUAUUGGGCUGGAGUUGACUAAGUACAACGAAACGGAGCAGCACGAAGUGAAUCGUCCCAAAAUUCACCGAAUGCCGCCCAGAAAUUUGAAGCUGGAAUUUGGUACGAUCAAAUCUGUGGAGAAACCGACCAAACCAGACGAUCAUGUCAGUACGAUUGUUAUUGAUUCGCCGGAUCCUAAAGUGCACGAAGAGCCAAAUCGCAGGACUGUUAAUGUGGUUGCGAAUAUUUCCCUUGACAAUGAAUUAUUGGAUGAUGGUAGCGACUCUAAUCCGUUGCCAUCUCGGAAAACUAACUUUCAAAACCUUGACGUUUCGGUGGAAAAGGCAGCGGAAGACAAGCCAGACGUCAAACGAGUUACGGUUUUCACCAACGAAAAGCUUGACGAGUCUGAUUGCCAGCCGAAGGAAUUGGCCAAACCACCCCGAGGGACAAUCUUUUGCAAUGAUGAUCUGGAACAAACUGCGGUGGAGUCUUGUGCCCCUCGGGGGCCUUUGGAAUCCCAGUCUGGAUCUCUGGAAGAUAUUAGAAGUAACAAUCGCAAGACUAUUCUGCGUAAAGACGACGCAAUGGAAUGCUUAUCUCCGGAUUCGGAACCGGUUGGUAGACGGUCGAAAGAUUCACGAGCGACCAACUUUAUUUUAGGCGAAAUGGACCAGUCUCGCUCCGGGGAUUCAGUUGUAAAACCCAACCUAAGACUGACUACAGCUGCUGUUCAGGACAUGGAUGAAACUGUUUGUCAAUCUCCAAAGAAAAAAUCCAUUGAGCAGCCUGGAAUAGUUACUCGCAAGACUGAUUUCCACAAUCUCGACGUUUCUGUGGACAGUCCUGUAGGUGCCCAACCAGCCAAUGUACAGGAGACAAUUUCCGUGAGUCAAUCAGCUCCAAAAAGUUUGCGACCGACAAUUUUGUUCAACCAACAAUUGGAUCAAACACGAUUGGAACCGCGUUCCGGGUCUUUGGAAGAUCUCAGAAACUAUGGCUUAUCACGCAGAACAAGCAGUGCACGCAAAACGAGCUAUCUGUUAGGUGAAAUGGAUCAAACUCGAACUGACGAGAAGGUUGUCGAUCCCAAGUCAAGAAUGAUCUCUACCCUUGUCCAGGAAAUGGAUGAAACUGCCAGUCGAUCUCCGAUCGUGACAGCGGCGGUCCCUUCAGAGAGCGGAAAACAUCGCGGAACCACGAGUUUCAAUUUGGAUAUGGAUCAAUCUAGCUGUUCACGGAAAUCGGUUGUACAGGAUGCACCUAAGCAGAAAUCGCGCCAGACUAUCAUCGCUCGUGAAAGUAUGGAACAAACGUUAGUGGACAGAGAAGUGUCUCAGCAAAUGCCUCAACGGAUAAGUGUAGUUCACCCGAAAACACGUCAAACAAUCACGGGACGCCAAAGUAUGGAUGAAACAUUGAUCGACAGACAUGUAGAGCUGCAGGAAGGACCACAGGCUCUGCUUGAAGCAAAUAUGGAUGAAACGGGAGCAGAUGUGGAGAUAGUACAACGCUCUGGGCCCAUUUCGAGAGAAUCCGGUGUAGUUAGUCAAAAGUCACGGCAUACCAGUUACUACGUAACGUCUAUGGAGGAAACUAAAGUGCAUCAAAUGGAAAAAGAUGAUCGAGAUAGCGAUUCUUCUGUUGAUAAAUCGGAUCAUCGAAUAGAAACUCGACAAAGUGUUCUGACAGAAAUGAACAUGGAUGAAACUGCUUUCAAAAGUCACACAACAACGAACAUCUCAAGGUUUCACAUCGACGAAACUAUCAGGCAAUCUCCAAUCCAACCGGAGUUCAUAAGUAACAAAACUGUUGAAUCUCGUCAUACCAGUUAUGCCACAAAGAAAAUGGAUGAAACUCUUUCCCCUACCGUUAAAUUGGAGUCAAUCAUCCUCGAAAAAUCCAAAUUAUGCGCAGACAAUACAGAACCAUCGUUAUCGAAACAAAGACCAUCGACUUAUCAGGAACAGGCAAUGGAUGAAACGGGCUACGAAACUCCCCCGGAAAACCUACCGUUGCCACCGCGAGGCAGUAUUAUUCGUUCUAGUAUUACGAUUCCAAAAUCAUCACCCCAGAUGGACAGAUUACCUGGUCGUCAAACGACAAUCUACCAGAAGGAUCCCAUGGACGAAACAACACACGAUCUGCAGAAGACUCGUGCUGCUGCGGAAGAAAUCUGUGUACAAUCUCCUCCCGUCGUGGUGCAUUCAACUGAAGUUGAUCAACUUCGACGGACGCUUGGCAUGGACCAGGACAUGGAUCGGAGCACAGCGGAAAUGUGCCAUACGUUUUAUAACCAACGAAAUAUGGAGUUGACUGCAGCUGCUGCUGGGGUGUCUGUUAAGAUGGAUGAGUUUGGUCAGUUAGCGGACGAAGAUGUGUCUACCGAAGCAGAUGCUGUUCCGGUGGAUUCUCAAAAAACUGCUGAGCAACGCAAGAGUGGUAUUGUUUGUAAAGCAAACAUCAGUUUGAACCAUCACAACCCACCUGCUGGAAUGAGCAAACCAAAUCGUCAAACAAUUCUCGUCCCUGAAGAUAUGGACCAAUCACUCGAAAUGGAUACUACUGGUGAUAUAUGUGUGCCCGAAAGAUCGCAAGCUACCCGACGUACUAUCAUCCAUCCUGACAAUAUUGCAGAGGAAUCCGCCAGGUAUUCGAUAAAGCUUGAGCUUGAGGAGUCCACAUUGAAUGUAGCAGUAUCCCCGACGUUCGUUCUACAAGAGCAAACAAAACAGGACUUUUCCUUCGCAGUUCCGCAGUUGCCGGACGACUGCGUGUUAAGAAGUGCGGCCCCAAUGCCCGCUUACAAAUCGAAUCCAACAUCGCAGCAUGCACCGCAAUUGGCCCAACCGGAGUUUGCAAAUUACUCGAUUACGGACCCGGGUGCAUCAUCCAUCAGAAAAACUAUCAACGUUGAUAAUCUGAGUGAGAUAUCCGGACUGGAACUAUCCAACUUGCAGUCGACCAGGCCACUUGGUAGGGUCACUCUUCCACCGCCAGGUGACGUUUGCAGUUUGACUCUGAAAGAAGUGCCGGAACCGAUGAUUGCUCAACCGGCACCUGUACCAGUGUCGGUCAUACAGGAAACCCCCAAAAAGGCUAGCUUGAUACCGAUACGCAAGAAUCGUGGUUCCAUCUUUGACCGGCAGUCGAUGGAUUUGGAUGAAUCUGGAAUCGCGCCAAUUCUGUCCCAGGAACAGAUCGAACAGAGUGAACCGAGCCGCGAUCUGCCAGUUGUGAGCAUGACAAAGAUUCUUGAUGCUUUGCCCCCAGUCGUGAGCGACGACGAAAUCGUUGUGAAGAACGAACCUGUAGUGGAAUCCAGUGAUGACGAAUUUUAUGACGCAAAUCAAGACCCAGAGACCCAGCAGAAUGAUGAUCAUGUUGACCAGGUCUAUGUCACAAAAGAAGCUGUUCACCGUUCAGGUUUACCGGGUCGAGGAAACUUGAAGUUCGUCGAAGUGAAUGAUAAAGAUCAAACGCAAAUAACGAUGAUUCACAAUCAGACCACUAGCGCCGAGUGCAGGACGCUCAAGUUCAUUGAUAUAGAUGAUCUUGAACAGACCACGCAGAAGCGACAGCUGUCGCGAAUAUCGAAAUCUGUACUGAUGGAACUUGAGGAUGAUCCUCUGAAUGUUUCCCUAUCCGAUGAUUAUCCUAUGAAGAAAAGGAAAACUAAGAUUCCUACUCCCAUCAAAAGGUCUACAGUAGCAUCACCAGUUGCGUCUGAACAAAAGUCCAUGAGACGUGUUACCUUCCAUCAAGAUGUGGUGGAUCCAGACGAGAACGAGAAGCGGUCAGAACUAGACGUAACAAAUCUUCCUGAAGUCGAAACGGUAACAAUUAAAGAAGAAUGUUUAACUAUCAACGUCGAUGAAGAUGAACAGACUAAAAUCGGACAAACGAUUCUAACAGAUCCCUCCGUCUUCAUCAUAGACGAAAGUGAUAUGCUGGCAAACGAGUCCAAUAUAUCAUUCAUUGGGUCUCCUCCUCCGGAGCACAACAAUCGCGGUAGCACACUGAAGUUCGACAACACCUACUAUCAGGAAUAUGUCAAUCUGACGUUGCACGUGAAUCAGACGACAAACAGUUCCUGCAUAAUUAUCAGUGAUGACUCUGUGACAGUGGCCAACCACAACAAUGGGCAGAACUCGAACACUCCACCACUGGAAAGGCGAUUAACCAUGGAGGAUCUCCCGGAGCGCAUAAAACGGACGCGGGAGUCGUUGGUGAUGAACUCGACGGUGGCAAGCGAAGUGAUGUAUGAACUGAACCAACAAAUUACCGAAGCAAAGAAAACAUGCUGCAGCUUCCAGGGGAAUUGCAACUGUCGGCACAGGCGAACCAUGGCCGUCGUCAAGCGGGAAAACGUCGAAAAGGUACGCGAGACUUGGAAUCAGAACUUCGAUCGAAUACUUGGCUCCGUGUCGGAUUUGCCCGUUCAUAGCCUGCCCUUGGAUGACCGGAUUUCAGAAGUGCUCAGCAGACCCAUGCGACCUUUGCCCCUUCCAUGUUUGGAGAAACGGAAGCCGCACCUUCCUGAAGUCCCUUCGAUACGGUUUCUCUGCGAAAAUUAUUUGACGUCUCAUAAAGCCGAUCACAAACUAUCUACAGAAUGCAGCCCAUGUGAUCUACCAGCGACUCCCAGCGUAACGGCACUGCUUUGUAAUAAACUUCAAACGGAACGGUUUCGAUGGUUUUUGGAUACAUCAGAAGAGCACAGGAUGUGCCUCUAUCUGCGACAUCGAGUGUUGCGCAGUAUUCGAUUCAAGAUUCAACUUCAAAGCUCUCGUCGCUGGUAUAGCAAAGCAGAGGACACUCGAAUCGUUCGGAUAGAAUGUAUCGAAACUCCAAGUGACCUUGUAGACUCGCCUCGGCUUCAGCUGGCACAUUCCGAGGUUGUGCGCGUUAUGCAUAAAACGGCAGUGGAUCUGCUGUCUUCACAGUACCCUACUACGGCUCACAUUAUGGGACUUAUUGUUCAUAUUGACACCACUGUUGAGCAGAUUUUUGGCAAGGUCGACCAACUGUACCGUAUCGUACGAAACAACGGCGCUAUCCUGGAACCGUUUGGAGACGGCACUCGGCAUCAAAUUGACAAGUUCUACGAAUAUCAACACGACGGAGCCGUUCAUUGGAACCGCAUCUACGUGCAGUUCGAGUCCAUCGAUCGGAUAGACCACCAUAGUGUAAUAUUCCAUCGGAAAAUGAUCAACGCGGCAUGCUUGCUCCCAACGGAGCAGCAAUGUGGGAAAAUCCCCAUCCAAGGGUUGACCUUUCUGGAGUGUUUACUGUGGAAUGUUGAAAAAAUGUCUAUUUCUUAAAACGUACCUAUAUUUAAGACGAUUGUACAGCAGUUUUUCGUUUCUAAUUUAGCUUGGCUAUAAGUUUUGUAUCUAUAGUGUUUACUAUUUUGUAAUCAAUAAAUAGGAAAAAAAUCUCAGUAUCUGAAACAACCAUGACUAGUGACUAUUCAAGUUGCUAUAGAUGAUGCAUUUCUUGUAUUUAAUUUUCCCAAUAUUGUUGACCAAUAAGUACUUUUUAUACCCUUCGGUCCUUCGGAUAAUAUAUACAUUUUUCAAA